Molecule: messenger RNA, 1287 nt
Organism: Effrenium voratum
Lineage: Eukaryota; Dinophyceae; Suessiales; Symbiodiniaceae
Source: the annotation of a GenBank genome assembly
UGGAGGGCGUGCGCCUGACCGAGACAGGCGCUCAGGCCAAGAUCCAUGGCAGCCCCUUCAAGGCGUUCAUUUGCGCCACCAUGGGCUGCGUUGGUGGCCUCAUCAUCGGUUUGGUCACUGAGUACUUCACUUCCCACUCUUACAUCCCCACGCGCGAGCUGGCUGCGGCGUGCAAGUUCGGCACUGCCGUGAACAUCAUCCAGGGUCUUGCGCUGGGUUACAAGAGCUGCAUCAUCCCCGUCUUCGUGCUGUCCUCGGGCAUCUUUGUGUCCUUCCAGCUCUGCGACCUCUACGGCAUCGCCCUGGCCGCUCUGGGCAUGCUGGCCACCCUCAGCUGCGGUCUCACCAUCGAUGGCUUCGGACCCAUCUCUGACAACGCCGGCGGGAUCGCUGAGAUGGCUCUCUUCAACCCAGAAGUGCGUCGACGUACUGAUGCACUGGAUGCCGCAGGCAAUACGACAGCUGCCAUCGGCAAGGGCUUUGCCAUUGGCUCUGCUGCACUGGUGUCCUUGGCGUUGUACGGUGCCUUCGUGAUCCGCCUGCGAGUCAAGACGGGAGUGAACAUCUUGGAGCCCGUGACCUUCGCAUUCCUCAUCAUCGGUUGCAUGGUCCCGUACUGGUUCGCCGCCCUCACCAUGAAGUCUGUGGGUCAGGCAGCCGGUGAGAUGGUGGCCGAGGUGAAGAGGCAGUUCAGCGUGAAGGACUCCAAGGGCAAGACGCUGCUGGAGGGCAGCACCGAGCUGAAGCCGGACUCAAAGACCUGCAUCCAGAUCUCCACUGAGGCUUCGCUGCGGGAGAUGGUGGCCCCGGCCUGCUUGGUGAUCCUGUCCCCACUGCUGGCCGGUACCUUCUUCGGCGUGCAGGCAGUCUUCGGCCUGCUGACCGGCUCGCUGGGCUCCUCUGUGCAGCUGGCCAUCUCCAUGUCCAAUUCCGGCGGUGCGUGGGACAACUGCAAGAAGUACAUCAAGAACGGCUUCUCCGAUGACAUUGAGCUGCGCUACACCAAGAACCCCAAGACCCCUGAGGAGAUUGCCGCAGCGCCUAAGGCGAAGGAGGCGCAUGAUGCAGCAGUGCAAGGCGACACCGUGGGCGACCCCUUCAAGGACACCUCUGGCCCUGCCCUGAACAUUGUCAUGAAGCUGCAGGCCAUCGUCUCCCUCGUCUUCGCAGCCUACUUCGCUUCAAUCAACAACGGGCAUGGACUGCUGAACUGCUGAGGCAUGCCGAGGCAUUAAGCCUGGGAUCUGUGGGUGACAAGCGGGCAUGGGCCCGCGGCAUUCGAUGGCA